AUGGUUGUCAAGAUCCGGCUCGCGCGCUUCGGCCGCACCAACUCGCCGUUUUUCAACAUUGUCGUAGCCCAGGCGAGGUCUGCACAGCGCGGACGGCCGAUGGAGGUGCUCGGCACGUACAACUCGCGGCCGGAGCGGGACCCGUACGAGGAGGCGUCUGGACGGCGCGGCACAGCCGGCAAGGCACACAAGGACGUGCAGCUGGACGUGACGCGGACAAAGUACUGGAUCGGCGUCGGGGCGCAGCCAACCGACACCGUCUGGCGCAUACUGUCUAUGGUCGGCAUCCUGGAACCGAAGCAGCGGGCAAAUGCCGACAAAACCGGCACGACUGCGCAAAAGGCAUAG
This is a messenger RNA of Grosmannia clavigera kw1407, 348 nucleotides long. RefSeq names its product 37S ribosomal protein s16. The record is from RefSeq and is a predicted model, not a curated record. Gene Ontology annotation, cellular component: ribosome; mitochondrial small ribosomal subunit. Gene Ontology annotation, molecular function: structural constituent of ribosome. The coding region runs from base 1 to 348 and encodes 115 amino acids. NCBI's taxonomy places the organism in Eukaryota, Fungi, Ascomycota, Sordariomycetes, Ophiostomatales, Ophiostomataceae. Gene Ontology annotation, biological process: mitochondrial translation. The transcript is spliced from 3 exons.